This is a messenger RNA of Cuculus canorus (common cuckoo), 5147 nucleotides long. RefSeq names its product galactosamine (N-acetyl)-6-sulfatase (gene GALNS). NCBI's taxonomy places the organism in Eukaryota, Metazoa, Chordata, Aves, Cuculiformes, Cuculidae. The record is from RefSeq and is a predicted model, not a curated record. The transcript has 14 exons. Bases 51 to 1601 code for a protein of 516 amino acids. Gene Ontology annotation, molecular function: arylsulfatase activity; N-acetylgalactosamine-6-sulfatase activity.
GCGGAUCACGUGAGGCUCGCGGCGGUCACGUGAAGCGCGCGCCGGUUGCCAUGGCGAGGGCGCUGCUGCUGCCGCUCUGCUUGUGCUGGGCCCUGGGCCCCGCCGCGGCCCCCGCGCCGCCCAACGUCCUCCUGCUCCUCAUGGACGACAUGGGUUGGGGUGAUUUGGGAGCUUUCGGAGAGCCUUCUAAGGAAACUCCUAACUUAGACCAGAUGGCUGCAGAAGGGAUGCUUUUCCUGGAUUUUUAUACAGCCAACCCUCUCUGUUCUCCAUCAAGGGCAGCACUGUUGACGGGCCGUCUCCCAGUGAGGAAUGGUUUUUACACCACGAAUGCGCAUGCCCGAAAUGCAUACACGCCACAGGACAUUGUAGGAGGAAUCCCAGAUUCUGAAUUACUGCUUCCAGAGCUGCUGAAGAAAGCUGGCUACAUCAAUAAGAUCAUUGGCAAAUGGCAUCUGGGUCACCGGCCUCAGUUCCACCCCCUGAAGCAUGGGUUUGACGAAUGGUUUGGAUCCCCAAACUGCCAUUUUGGACCUUUUGAUAACAGAGCACUCCCCAAUAUCCCUGUAUACAGGGACUGGGAAAUGAUUGGCAGAUACUAUGAAGAUUUCAAAAUUGAACUGAAGACGGGUGAAGCCAACUUGACUCAAAUCUAUCUGCAGGAAGCUCUGGAUUUUAUUAGCAAGCAGCAGGCCAGCCAGCAGCCAUUCUUUUUAUACUGGGCAAUUGAUGCUACCCACGCUCCUGUUUAUGCCUCCAAAAAUUUCCUGGGCACUAGUCAGAGAGGACUAUACGGGGAUGCUGUACGAGAAAUUGAUGAUAGCAUUGGAAAAAUCCUAGCACAUCUUCAGAAGCUGGGUAUCAGUGAGAACACUUUUGUGUUUUUCACCUCUGAUAACGGGGCUGCUCUCAUUUCAGCUCCUAAACAAGGAGGAAGCAAUGGUCCUUUUCUGUGUGGCAAACAAACUACCUUUGAAGGUGGCAUGAGAGCGCCAGCUAUUGCUUGGUGGCCUGGACGUAUACCUGCAGGAAAGGUCAGUCGUCAGCUGGGCAGUGUGAUGGAUCUCUUCACCACUAGCCUCUCCCUGGCGGGACUGCAGCCUCCCAGUGACAGACAGAUUGACGGCAUCGACCUUUUACCUGCCAUCUUGCAGGGCAAGCUAAUUGACAGGCCCAUAUUCUAUUAUCGUGGCAACGAGAUGAUGGCGGUGAGAGUCGGGCUUUACAAGGCUCACUACUGGACCUGGAGCAACUCCUGGGAGGAAUACAGCAAGGGUAUUGAUUUCUGUCCUGGACAGAAUGUCUCUGGAGUGACAACACAUACACAGGAGGAGCACACUACUCUGCCACUGCUUUUCCACCUGGGGAGGGACCCUGGAGAGAAGUACCCAUUAAGUUUUGCCAGCGAUGAAUACCAAAGGGUUAUGCAGCAAAUAUAUUUUGUUGUCCAGCAGCACAAAACCACCCUGGUGCCAGGGGAGCCACAGCUUAAUGUGUGUGACAAGGCCGUCAUGAAUUGGUCUCCCCCAGGCUGUGAGAAGCUAGGGAGGUGCCUGACACCGCCUAAGUCUGAUCCUAAGAAGUGCUUUUGGCCUCAUUGAUCUUCCCUGCAGUCCUCAAGAGCUACACAGAAAAGCUAUAACCAGCCGGACAUACAGUUUACAGUGCAUGUCUUCUCAUGUUGGCACUCCUGUUUACACAGGAAGGGUGUGAUGUAUGUAUGAUAUCAUCAUUUGCUCUUCCAAAAGGGCCAGUGUUUAUAUUGCUGGUGCUCAGGGUUUAGCCUAUACACUUGUGCUGUUUCAGUUGUUUCCGUAAAUGGUAACUUUUCAGUGCAGACUGUUUCAACUGUAAAAGCUCUCUGGACAACCAGAACUCUGCUGUCACCUCAGAAAUGUCAUGGAUGCACCUUUCCUCUUGCUUCUUCCACCCAACCUACUCUCAAAUCAUUGCUCGUUAGGAUGCCCCAACAGCAGCCAUGGGGAAAGUUCAGGAAACUUGCAGCAGCCAGAAAGCCCUGCCCAAACUGCCUUUGUUUUGUUUGCCUGUAACUUGUUGUUUUAACAUUUGGUUUCCAUUGUGAACUCUUCGGGCACCAACUUGUUUUCCCUUUCUUCCUAAGCUUGUGAGUACUGGGUGCAGCUGUACAGCCCAGACUGCUGCUGUGCAUCGCUGGGUGCAAACAAGCGCUCCCUCCUGUUCUCAACAGAGGGGCUGGCUCCACGGAGGAGAACAGCUUUGCCUUCCAUCUGUAGCUGCAAACAUUCCUUAGGUAGUAGUAUAAAGAAAUUUGAAAACAGUGCUCAUGUAAGUAUUGCCUCAUUGAUGGUGUGCAGGAUAUUCUUAGGACACUGGGCAUCAGUUGUUCAUUUAUGGGGUUUUCUUCAUUUCCAAAAAUCUGGGUCCAAAUAUGGUUUAAGUUACGCUUCUGGUCUCAUGAUCUGGGCCCAGCCAACUGCAGGCUCAUAAAUGCCCGUUUACAUCAGAUGUUAACUCUUGACCCCGUUUCCAGUGUGUGCUCUCUGAGGAAUUCUCCUUGUGCAAACUUUCCACAGCCUGGGUGUAGCACUUCUUUAAAAAGAGUUCAUGGUAAAUGCCUAUCCUUUGCACAAUUUCACAUUGCGAAUUUCCCAUCUGCUUUUGAGCCUAUUUCACGCCCUUCACGAUUGCUAACAAAUGUGUCUAGAACAGAGCUGAGGAAGGUUACCAUGGGGCUUCAGGGGGGUAGUUAGAAGCAUCCCCGAAAUGCUGUUUGCACAACCAACAGCUCCACUUCUACCCCUCCAGUGUUUCAUACACUACCUGUGCGCUCUUGGCAUGGCAUUGUGCUACCUUGGGGAAGUCAAACUACUUUAUACCUGUAAAUAGCCCUACUUCCUUCCCAAGUAAAGCUUGGGGCUGGCUUGAGAUGAGUUGAGAGCUCUGCUUCUGUGGUAACUGCUGUGCUGCUGCCUGUUACAGGCUCCUCAGCUGCUUGUUCUUACCCUCACUGUAAUCCCAAAUGCUCUCCUUCUCUCCGUUCCCACGGUUUAUGCUACCUGUAAUCCCCUCCACAGUAAUUCCUACUGUAUAUCUCAUGAAGCUGGAUAAUCCUAUAAGAUUGCAAUAAGAACAGCGCUUGAGUCAGCUCUUACUCUUCCACCUACCAGAAAUCACAGCCAGCAUUUCAUCGGCUGGCAGAGCCUCUGAAUCUCUCUGUUUGCACAUCUGCAAAUGGCAUCUGUUUACAGUCCAAAUGUCUUUGCUGCCUUAUGAUGGUCCUAAUUGUCCUUCCAGGAUAUCAAAGCAUUUUCAGUUCAUCCAUAACAAUUCUCCUUGUUUUGACAUAGUGUGGAUAGCUCAAGUCUUAAAAAAACCUAAUCAGCCUGUUCUUCAGUGAUGUCAUGUGAGAAGGACUGGCAGGAGGCUCUGCAGCAGUUGUGUGCAUCUGUCAGCACAGGAGGCUGGACAAAACCCGUAACUUUCCAUUUUCUGGGUCUGGUCCACCUCUGCUUUAGUGCUUCUGUCCCCUAGAAUUGUUCAGAGCCCUGCAAGUCCAUGAUGAGGGUGGUGAGGCACUGGCCCAGGUUGCCCAGGGAAGUUGUGGAUGCCCCAUCCCUGGAGGUGUUCACACCCAGGCUGGAUGGGGCCUUGAACAUCCUGGUCUGGUGGAUGUGUUCCUGUCCUUGGAAGUGGGUUGAGAUUAGAUGAUCUUUAAGGUCUCUUACAACUUAAACCAUUCUAUGAUUCUGUGAUUAUCAGCAGAUCAAGAUACCACCAGAGGAGGGAGUCUCUCACUGCAACUCCCUGAAAGUCUUUGUCAGCCCUCAAAUAGUGAACAUGUCUGCUGCGAACUGAAACAGUGCUUUUUCUUUCUACAUGCUGCUUUUGAAAGGUCACAUCACAGGAUCACUGCUCAUCGUCUGAGCGCUAGCCUGGACAUGUUCAGUUCAAAGCACUUGCAGUAUGUGCAUCGUGAGCUUACUGGAUGCCUGCUACCCCGUGUCACCUACCUGCCUGGCUGCCACUUUGUUCUUUACUCUUCCAAAGCUUGCGAUUUUGAUGAUACUGCUUUUCCCCGAGCUGUGUAACUUGCUUGGACAAGCCAUCCUGUUCUUAGCGCACAUGGUGUUUGUCAGGUUACCCAGCAUACAAAAUCCUCAUUCCUCAUCGGAGUAAUCUCUCAGAGCAUAGAUACUGGAAGGAAACUUUGCACUGGAAAGCUGGCUGCUAUAAGUGAGUUGACUUGAUGUCUGUUUAUUGUCUACUUUGUGUCCAUUUAUUAGAAAAGAACAAAGCUUAAUGUGAAGACUCUAACACUUUAAAUAAGAGUAGUAGUUUUACAGCUGGAUAGCCAGGAAGAAUUUUAGAUCAAUAUAUUUCCCAAAGAUGUACAGAUUUUAAAGUCGUGAGAUGAAGAAUUAAUGAAGAAAAAUAAACUAAUUUAUCAGAAAUGCAUUAUACGAUUUGUCUGUGCGCACCUGUAAGACAACUGAAUAACACCUUGCUUUGGGACAGUCUCACAGAUACGCAUUCCAGAUCAUGGGACUGACUUGGGUUAAAAAUAGCUUGUUUUGUUUUCCCUGUAUUAUUUUUAACGUGGAUCAAUUUCCCAGCCCACACAACUGCCCGAGUGCAAUUCAGAGGCCGAUGUGGAGAGCGGGUGAGGCUGCAUCCAUCAGCGUGGCCACAGGGAUGAGCGCUGCCAGCCUGCAGCAAUAGUGUGGGGCAGCUCAAAAACACCGAUACAUGCCUUGGAUCACAAAGCAGCCGGCGUGUAUUACCACAUCUGCCCUAAUUAUCCUGGCUCGCUGAUCUAAAGUCGGUCUAUGUGACAGCAGCCUGGUUUUGCAAACUGCCCAUACUGGGGCAGGGGAUGGUUUUGCCAAGGCUGCCUUUGGGACCUGCCUGGGGUUGUGUGUGCAGUGGCAGUUGACAGAGAGGUGGGUUUGGUGGGGUUUACUGGCCGGUCAGGGACCUGCAGCAGCGGAGCUGGUUUGUUGGUGGCUUCCUUUCUCGAGCUGCAAGACUAAGAGCUAAAGGAAAGAUGAUGUCUUAAAGACUGCUGCUAUGUAAUGUUUCUUUAUAUUUAAAUAUGCCUGCUAAGUGCUGAAAGCUUAAUAUCUGCUUGGGCUAAGAGUCCAAGGAAUUUCUUUCUUGCCUUUAAU